This is a messenger RNA of Prunus armeniaca (apricot), 1245 nucleotides long. NCBI's taxonomy places the organism in Eukaryota, Viridiplantae, Streptophyta, Magnoliopsida, Rosales, Rosaceae. The record is from the annotation of a GenBank genome assembly.
AUGGCUUCUUCAGCCGAUUCCUCCUCAAUAACGGUAUGCAUAAACGAGGCAUUGACGGAUGAUGAGCUCCGGUCGGUGCUAGCGAAGCUGGAGAACCAGAGGGACAAGGAGGUCUUCGGGUUGGUCUGCAAAAGGUGGCUUCAUUUGCAGAGCACGGAGAGGAAGAGGCUUUCGGCACGUGCGGGGCCUCAUAUGCUUCGCAGAAUGGCUGACAGGUUCUCCAGGCUUCAUGAACUGGACCUCUCCCAGUCCAUUUCGAGGUCCUUCUAUCCUGGUGUCAUUGACUCUGAUCUCCGUGUUAUUGCUCAUGGAUUUAAGUGCUUAAGAGUCCUCAAUUUGCAGAAUUGCAAAGGAAUUUCAGAUUCUGGUGUCCUUUUCGUUGGAUCUGGUCUUUCAUCACUACAGUCCCUGGAUGUAUCAUAUUGCAGGAAGUUAACAGACAAAGGAUUAUCAGCUGUUGCUGAGGGCUGCUCUGACCUUCGGAGCCUUUAUCUUGCUGGCUGCAGAUUUGUUACUGAUGGAUUAUUGCGAGCCCUUUCAAAGAAUUGUCACUAUUUAGAAGAGUUGGGGCUUCAAGGUUGCACCAACAUAACUGACUCUGGACUUACUGAUCUUGUAAAUGGAUGUCAACGGAUUAAAUUUUUAGAUGUCAACAAAUGCAGCAAUAUUGGAGAUAUUGGAGUUUCCAGUGUCUCCAUGGCAUGCUCAUCUUCUCUGAAGACACUGAAGUUGUUGGAUUGCUACAAAAUCGGGGACGAGUCUAUAUUAUCCUUGGCCAGAUUCUGCAAAAAUCUUGAAACUCUAAUAGUUGGUGGCUGCCGGGACAUAUCUGAUGCAUCAAUAAAAUUGCUGGCUAUUUCUUGUAAGAGUAAUCUCAAGAACUUGAGGAUGGAUUGGUGUUUAAAUAUCACUGACUCUUCUUUGAGCUGCAUCCUUGCUCAGUGCACAAACCUCGAGGCUCUUGACAUUGGGUGCUGUGAGGAGGUGACAGAUGCUGCCUUUCAGGGUUUAAAUGGUGAAGAAAAUGAGUUGAGUUUGAAAGUUUUGAAGGUCAGCAACUGCCCAAAAAUAACUGUGACAGGCAUAGGCAUGCUUUUGGACAAAUGUGACUCUCUAGAAUACCUGGAUGUGAGGUCAUGCCCACACAUUACAACGGCAGGUUGUGAUGAAGCGGGAUUGCAGUUUUCUGAAUCUUGUAAAGUGAACUUCACGGGGAGCUUAUGUGAGCCUGACGUUUUAUUUUGA